Messenger RNA from Etheostoma cragini (Arkansas darter), 2494 nucleotides. It is a transcript of the gene nup107, whose product is annotated as nucleoporin 107. Gene Ontology annotation, cellular component: nuclear pore outer ring; nuclear pore. The record is from RefSeq and is a predicted model, not a curated record. Gene Ontology annotation, biological process: protein import into nucleus; mRNA export from nucleus; regulation of DNA-templated transcription. Bases 51 to 2465 code for a protein of 804 amino acids. Lineage: Eukaryota; Metazoa; Chordata; Actinopteri; Perciformes; Percidae. The transcript is spliced from 25 exons. Gene Ontology annotation, molecular function: structural constituent of nuclear pore.
AAGGAUGUCUAUGUGUGUAGAAUCUGGAUGACAGCGACUGGACCAACAGCAUGUACAUCUCCCCUGUUUCGGGAAUGGAUAACACCAGCUUCUUCGCAGACGACACCGCCAACCUUAGCUCAGCCCUACUAAAGGAGGACGACCCUGGCGAGGCCGCGGCUGCCAGUCUUUUCCCAGAGUUCCUCGCCUCGCUUCUGAAGCACUCUUCCUCCGCGGUGUUUGAGCUGCUUGAGGAUUAUCAGACACUUUGCCAGAACAAGGUGGACGUACUGCAGUCUGUGGUCCUCAGAGCGGGUCAGAACAGUAAGACAGCUGGAGUCCACUGGCUGCUGCAGCAGGAGAUCUGCACCUGGAGACUCAUCACGUCACUGUACAGGGACCGGGUCCAGUUGGCGCUGGAAGAUGAUAUCAUGACAGACAUGGUUGUUCCCAGUGAGAGUGAGAAGGUUGUGGUGGAGCAGCUUUUCCAGCGGGAUGCCAUCAUACGUCAGAGUCAGCUGGUCGUUGAUUGGCUGGAGAGCAUUGCCAAGGAUAAGAUUGGAGAUUUUUCAGAUAAUAUAGAAUACUACGCCAAAAAUGUCUGCUGGGAGAACACACUCCAUUCGCUGAAGCUGAGGAGAAAGAGCGGCUCUACCUUCACUGUGCCUCUGGUCACUGAGCUGGACCCAGAUGCUCCUUUCAGGCAACAGCGUCCCCUGGCUGAGCUGGACAGAGAGGAUGACACCCGACUGCUGAAGAACCUGUUCAGCCUGAUCAGAGCGGGGAUGACCGAGGAGGCUCAGAGGCUGUGUAAGCGCUGUGGUCAGGCCUGGAGAGCAGCGACUCUGGAAGGCUGGAAACUCUACCAUGAUCCCAACAGGACCUCAGUGAGUUUAGAGUUGCAGCCCGUUGAAGGAAACCCUCAGAGAGGAAUCUGGAAGGCCUGCUGCUGGAGAAUGGCUGAGGAGGAGCAGUUAAACAGAUAUGAGAGAGCGAUCUACUCCAGCCUGAGUGGAAACCUCAAACCGCUCCUGGCAGUGUGUGAGUCAUGGGAGGACUGUGUGUGGGCGCACUUCAAAGUGAUGGUGGACUCGCUGGUCGAAAAGGAACUGAUGUCAUCGGGGAUGGCCCACCAGGAAAUGGAGACGCUGCCACGAGAAUACCUGGAGGCCAAUUGGACGAUGGAAAAGGUGUUUGAGGAACUUCAGGCCUUAGAGUUGAAGAGGGUGUCUGAGGAAACAAAAGAGCAUCACCAUGUCAUCCAGAAGUUUGUCAUCCUGGGAGACCUGGACGGUCUGUUCGAGGAGUUUUCUGAUUGGAUGACAACCUCUAAGCCCCUCCCCUCCCACCUGCUGCGCUUCAUGACUCACCUGCUGCUGUUUUUCCGCUCUCUGGGUUUGGCAUUGAAGGAGGAGGUGUGUGUGGACGUGCUGAAGGCGUACGUCUCCCUUCUGGUUCGGGAUCAGCAGACCGACCUUGUGGCGAGCUACGUUAGCCAGUUACCCGCCGAGGUCGCCACCGUUCAGUACGCCGCUUUCUUGGAGACCGUCAACCAGCCGGAGCUCCGCCCCCGCUGCCUGCAGCUCGCCACUGACGCCGGUCUGGAUGUUGCUGCGAUAACCAAGCUGGUGGUGGAGACUGUGAGAGAGAGAGACGACACCGAGUUUACACACCACAACCAGACGCUGGAGAUGGGAACCACAAAGGAUGACCUAAGAAAGAUCGAUGUCAUCGAUUGGCUGCUGUUUGACCCCGCCCAUCGAGCCGAGUCCCUAAAGCAGUCCAACGCCAUCAUGAGGAAGUUUCUGGCCGUGCAGAAACACGACGCAGCCAAGGCGGUCUUCUCUAAAGUUCCAGAGGAUUCAAUGAGGGAGAUUUACUGCCAGUGGUCGGGGGCUGGUCAGACCACGUCUCUACAUGCUGAGGACGAGAACGCCAUCAGAGAGCACCUGUGUAUCAGAGCCUACCUGGAAGCCCAUGAGGCCUUCACUGACUGGUUCAACCACAGUAGCUCUGCGCCCCAGAAACCAGCACCUGCCCCGGAGGCCAAAUUCACAGAGAGAGUAGCCAAUGAGAUGAGAGAGAAGGAGUACCAGGCUUCUCUGUCCGCCUGGUCGUGCCGCCUGGACGUUUUAACUGAAGAUGUGAAAGAGAGAAUCUACAACGUGCUGCUGUUUGUAGACGGAGGAUGGAUGAUCGACAACAGACGGGAUUCAGAGGCGGAUUCAGAGCGCAGGCACCAGAUGGCGGCGUUGCGCUCUCUGUGUCUGCCUCGUCUCACCUUUUUGCUGCUCAGCGUGCUGCAGAACUCCUCCAGACACCAGGAGGCGCUGCGACUCGCUGACAUCAUCUCAUCUGACCAGCACCGCCUCUACCAGGUUUUCUCUAAAGAGGAGCUGAGAAGGUUUCUCCUGAAGUUGAGGGAGUCGUCGCUCGCUCUGUUGGACCGAGGACUCGAUCCACUGGGCUACGAGUUACAGACAUGAACACAAAGAAAACACACACACACACAGGA